CACCAUGUUUGCCAGAUCUGCCUUCCGCGCGGCUCAGCCGCUCAAGAUGCAUGCGCGCCGCUAUGCCACCGAGUCUGGCGCCAAGGGCAACUCCAACACGCUGCUCUACGGCGCCGGUGCCGUCGGCGUGCUCGGUGCGGGCUAUUACUUCCUGAGCGGCUCACCCGCCGCCGGCAAGGCUGAGAGCAAGGCCAAGGAGGCUCUUGGCGUGGCUGCUCCCAAGGCCUUCACCGGCGGCGACCAGGGCUUCCUCUCUCUCAAGGUCUCUGAGAUUGAGGACGUGAACCACAACACCAAGAGGGUCCGAUUCGACCUGCCGGAGAAGGAUCAGGUUUCUGGCCUGCACAUUGCCAGUGCCGUCCUGACCAAGUUCAAGGCCCCCGAUGCUGAAAAGGCCACUCUGAGGCCUUACACCCCCAUCAGCGACGAAGACGACAGGGGCUUCAUUGACCUUCUGGUCAAGAAGUACCCCAACGGCCCCAUGAGCACCCACAUCCACAGCCUCAAGGUCGGCGACUCGCUGGCCGUCAAGGGCCCUCUCCCCAAGUACCCUUGGACCGAGAACAAGCACGAGCACAUCGCCCUCAUUGCCGGCGGCACCGGCAUCACCCCCAUGUACCAGCUCGUGCGCGCCAUCUUCAAGAACCCCAACGACAAGACCAAGGUCACCCUCGUCUUCGGAAACGUCACCAAGGAGGACAUCCUGCUCAAGCACAAGUUCGACGAGCUGGAGAACACGUACCCGCAGCGCUUCCGCGCCUUCUACACCCUGGACAAGCCGCCCAAGGACUGGGUCGGCGGCGGCGGCUUCAUCUCCAAGGACCUGCUGAAGCAGGUCCUGCCCGAGCCCAAGAGCGAGAACAUCAAGGUCUUUGUGUGCGGCCCUCCUGGCCUGAUGAAGGCCAUUUCGGGCCCCAAGACGAGCCCCAAGGAUCAGGGCGAGCUGACGGGCGCUCUGAAGGAACUUGGCUACACUGCUGAGCAGGUGUACAAGUUCUAGAC
Messenger RNA from Trichoderma citrinoviride, 1002 nucleotides. RefSeq names its product ferredoxin reductase-like protein. The transcript has 3 exons. Bases 5 to 1000 code for a protein of 331 amino acids. Lineage: Eukaryota; Fungi; Ascomycota; Sordariomycetes; Hypocreales; Hypocreaceae. Gene Ontology annotation, biological process: ergosterol biosynthetic process. The record is from RefSeq and is a predicted model, not a curated record. Gene Ontology annotation, molecular function: cytochrome-b5 reductase activity, acting on NAD(P)H.